GCCGCGCGGCGGGCGAGGGGGCUGACCCUCGACCGGGCGAGGCAGCCGAGCUCGCCAGCGCCAGAGCUGGCACGGGCGAUGCAGGCAUUUCCUGUGGGGAAGGUGCUGAUGGAGGCCAGUUGUCUUCACGUGGCUCAGAGCACCGAGGGCGACGCGGCGACGGCUGCGUGCCAGUGCAUCGAAGAAGUUCGAGAUCGUCUUCGCGAAUUUUUCGAGGACGCGAUGGCUUGGGGAGCGAAGAUGCGCCGCGAUGCCCCGAACGUGGCGCUCUGCAACAUCAACGACAUCUUUCUCAACAUGGGCACCUUCUUCACUACCGCGCACGGGUCGAUCGCGAAGAGGAGCGCGGCGUCGGCCCACGGGGACCUGGAGUGCGUCGCGACGAACCUCCAGGAUGCCAUGGCGAUGCUCAAGGUCGGUCACUACAUGGUGGUUGACGUGUACUUUGGGCUGGUUGGGACGCUCGUGCCGAAGCUUGGCGACGCUCUUCUGGCAUUCGAGGCGACGCGCAGAUGGUGCAAGGCGGCGACAGCGCAGGUCGUCAAGAAGGCCAUGGAGCUGGUGAUCAGGACGGCGAAGGACUCGCAUGUUGAAACCAUCCAGCCGUUCUCCAAACUUGCCGAGUUAUUCGGAUCGAGCUUGGGCGGCUUCACGAGCACCUCCAAUGGCUUGAACGAUAGGUGGCAGAACUGCAAUCACGCUCUGCACCAGCGCGUGGGCGACGCCAUGUUCGAGCUGAUCCACGAGGUUUACGUAAAGUCCCCGUUCAAGUUCGGAUGUGGUAUCAACCGCGCCACUGGCCUGCUGACGAACAUGCUCUCGCACUUGGACUACUGCGUGAAGCUGGCGAAUAUGAAGCAGCAGCCCUCGCGAACGAAGCAGGAGCACGACGCUUUCGCGGGGGGCGUCGCCGAGUUUGCAGGCAUGGCGAUUCACGCGUGCUGCAGUGCGUCUUUCUUCAACGGCAAGCUCGCAGAGAUCGCUCCGAACAUCGCCUUCGGCCUCGGCGAAGUCAGCGAGGGCGUCGUGCGAGGGGCGCCGCGCCCCGAUGCCUCCGGCAGACUGUUCAUGAACGUCGCCAUCGAGAGUCUCCUGCGCGGCGACGUCCACUGGGUCGACGGCGGCGAUAGCGACGACAAGGCCGUGGAGGCGGGCAACAUGGACGCCGUCGUGAUCCCGAGCGCCGCGCUGAACGGCCAGGUCGAGCGUGCGCCAGUGAAAGGGUGCUCGGCGCAGCUGCGCGCGAACGCGGCGAUGAAGGCGACGCCAGAUGCACUUUUCGGCAGCUACGCCCACGCGCAGAGCAUGGCGUCCAGAUCGUUGGCUCGAUUGGACUGCCUCUUGGCUUCGGGCGAGGCGCGCGAGUUUGCGGAGCAAGGCUGGGCGCGCGCCGUCAACCCCCAGAGCGCGAGGCAGUGGGUCCGCGCGGCGGCUGUCAACGCAGGCGCUUCGAAGAACAAGCUGCUUGAGGUGAUGGCGACAGCUCAGCGCAGCGAGAAGAUCGGGGCGGAUAUCUUCGACGACAGGACGGCGGUGAUCGCGGGCUACAACUUCGCGCGCAAUGCGCUGACGUGCAUGGGCGGGGCUGGCUCGCUCUUGGACGCGACGCCGCCCGUGCGGCGCAACGACGCUGCAGCGACUUCGACUGCGACCGGGAUCGCGUGCGUGGCCAUUG
Molecule: messenger RNA, 1675 nt
Organism: Prorocentrum cordatum
Lineage: Eukaryota; Dinophyceae; Prorocentrales; Prorocentraceae
Source: the annotation of a GenBank genome assembly